This is a messenger RNA of Cinclus cinclus, 1637 nucleotides long. RefSeq names its product putative short-chain dehydrogenase/reductase family 42E member 2. The coding region runs from base 1 to 1212 and encodes 403 amino acids. Gene Ontology annotation, molecular function: 3-beta-hydroxy-Delta5-steroid dehydrogenase (NAD+) activity. NCBI's taxonomy places the organism in Eukaryota, Metazoa, Chordata, Aves, Passeriformes, Cinclidae. Gene Ontology annotation, biological process: steroid biosynthetic process. The transcript has 11 exons. The record is from RefSeq and is a predicted model, not a curated record.
AUGCCAGAGGGAUCCACAGAAGAGCUCCACAGCAGCCAACCCUGUGAGAGCCAAGUGACUGAGCCUGCUGGGCUGCUGGCUCCCAGGAGCAGCAGGACACUGGUGACAGGAGGUGGAGGCUACCUGGGAUACAAUCUGGGAUGUGCCCUUGUUAGCUCUGGAAUUGCUGUUGUGCUGUUUGAUGUUCGGAAACCUAAAUGGGAAAUUCCAAGCGGAGCGGAUUUUUUCAAGGGUGAUGUGAGGGAUUAUGAAGCAGUGUUCAAAGCAUGUGAAGGGGUUGACUGUGUUUUCCAUGUAGCUGCAUGUGGAAUGUCGGGAUUGGAACAACUUCAAAAGAAAGAUCAGAUUGAAUCCAUAAAUGUUGGAGGCACAAAAAUAAUAAUUGAUGUCUGCAAACAAAGAAAUAUCCCUAGACUGAUAUAUACCAGUACAGUGAAUGUGGUGUUUGGAGGGAAUCCUAUUGAAGAAGGAGAUGAAGAAACCGUGCCAUAUUUUCCACUGGAAAAGCAAUUUAAUCAUUAUUCCAGAACCAAGGCAAUUGCAGACCAAAUGGUUCUUGCUGCUAAUGGAACUUUACUCAAAGGAGGGGACAAGCUCCACACGUGUGUGCUUCGCCCACCGGGCAUCUACGGACCAGAAGAGCAGCGGCACCUGCCUCGAGUAGCCAUAAAUAUCCAGCGGAGACUUUUUAACUUCAAGUUUGGGAAUCACAAAGUUCAGAUGAACUGGGUUCACAUAGGAAAUCUAGUGCAAGCUCAUUUACUGGCUGCUGAGGCUCUCACCUCUGAGAAGGGCUAUGUAGCUAGUGGUCAGGCUUAUUACAUCCACGAUGGUGAAAAUGUCAUCUUCUCUGAGUGGAUUGUGCCUCUGUUUGAAAAAUUAGGCUACAGGAAACCUUGGAUACAUAUUCCUGUUCUCCUGGCUCAUAUAGCAGCCACUGUGAUGGAAUAUCUGCACCUGAUACUAAAACCAGUUUUUAGCUUUACACCUUUCUUGACAAGGAAUGAGGUGUGGAAUGUCACCGUAACUCACACUUUCCGAAUAGACAAGGCACGAAAUCAACUUGGUUACAAACCAAAGAAAUUCUCAUUUGCUGAUUCUGUGGAUCAUUAUCUAAAAACAAGACCUACCUGCCAUGAAGAUCACACUUUCCUUAAAAUGGUGUUUGUUUUUGGCAUUUUGCUAAGUUUGAUAAUUCUUUCUUUCUUCUAAAAUCAAAUAACCUCUUACUGUUCCAGAAAACCUCAUUUUGUUUCCGAGUAUUAACUGUCUGGUCAUAGUACAUUCCUCAUUCUUCAGCCACUCUGGACUUUGCGAUUCAUAUGACCGUGAUGGCACCUGUCUGACCUCAUUAAGAAGGAAAAAAUAACCUAAACAAAAAACAACUAGACUAGUGAAAACACAGGAUGUAUCAGGAAAUGUUCACCAAGAGCAACACAGUGUUGCAGCAAAGGAGUUCAUCACAGAUGGGUGCAGGAACAGUUUUAAUGGAUCUUCAUUAAGUGGUUGUUUCAUGCUGGGAAGCAUGAUAAUUCAGGAGGGUGAGAAGGUGGAAGUAGAGGAACUGUCACAGGACAACAGUGCUCUAAUAAGUCCAGUAGCUCCAAUGAAGAAAAGGGUGCCUAAACUCUUCUGAU